AUGUCCAACGUGUUCGUGACGCUGUUGCUGUUCGUGGUAGUGGGAUCGAUAUUGGCUCUGGUGUUCACGCGAGUUAUAUGCGGUAAUAAAAACGACGCGGAACGACGUUUGAACGGUUACGUUUCGGUACUGAAGCGAAAACGGGCUCGCGAAGCCGAACGAAAGGAGCGCGAACGGCGAGACAAAGACAAACACGGACAGAGUAGCGAAGACGACGACGACAACGAAGACCCGAACGACGUUUCCAAAUUAGACGACGCAGGUGCGUACGGUGAGCACGGUAGAACCGUAUCACCAACGCCGAAUUUGUCUCGAGUCUACGUAGUCGCGCCGAAGUUGAUUCUUUCGGACAACGACGCGUUCGAUAACAACGCGAGUGGCAACGACGCGUACGGUAGCGACGCGCUCAACUCGCGUCGUCGCGACGCGAGCGCGUUUUCAGACGCGACUGCGAAAGAGCCCGACGUAACCGCGAAUUCUAUACUUUCGAACGCGACGAAUUCGAACGAAUUUGCUCUCAAUGUUUCAGCUUCGUCGAAGGACCCAAAUGGAGCAUACGCGACGAAUCUGUACAGAUCUUCGGGAAGAUCGCGCAACGCGAACAACGCAGAAAACCCGCACACGAUCGAAAUCGCCGACAGAACCGUACCGUUGAAGAAAUUGAGUCGCAACGCCAAAGAAAAUCCUCUGUACGUUAAACCCGACGCCGUUGCUAAACGGUAUUUCGCGAUAGACGCUCAACGCGAAGAGUUGGAGCGCGAACGUCGCAGAAACGAGGAAUCGGAGCGCGAACGUCGCAGAGAAGCCGAGGACAACGAACGGCGCAAACGCGAGCGCGUUGUAGCUGACAAGAUCAGUGCUAUAUCCGGAGCCGAAGCGAUGAUGAUGGCGGAUGAUCCGUCCGCGUACAACCUCGACGAUUCGCCGUCCGCUGGAACAACGAUCGGUCCGACCGAUCGAGUGCUCUCCAGACGCAAGCGAGCUCGCUCGGACGUAUCUACGCAAUCGUCGAAACGUCGAAUUGUUGACAAGUGUUCGACAGCGUGCACUUGCGACAAGUGCGAAGCGUGCCGCGGCGACGACGACUCGAGCGCUCCGCGCGCAGCUGACGCUUCGAACGUCGAUAGCGUUUCGGUGACGCGUUCGUCCGCAAGUACCGAUCGAACCAACAACGACGUCGACGACAAAUCCGGGAACGAAAACGAAGACGACGUCGAACCGCUUUCGACAACCGGCAUAACCGUGCGAUUCGCGGACGAAAUGGAAUUUGCGAAUCGCGCGGUUUUGACAAACGCCACGAAUGAUUCGAUCGCAACCGUGUCGGACACAGGUGCGCAAUCGUCGGCAGCGUCGAUAGAACCGUUAACGAAGUCACCAACUAGCAUCAACAACGUUCGCGGUCGAAGCAACGGAGUCGACGUUGCGACGACACUCGAUCGAAACGAGCCAACGAUUGCAAACGGAUCGUUUCCGCGCAUCGAAUCGAUAUCAGAGAACGACGCGGCACGGUGCGCUGCGUGCAAACACGACGCUAAAUUGUGCACGUGCGAUAAAUUUGAUAAACUUGGUACACCAUCGCCACCCGUAGCGUCCGCGAGCGCGACACCCGUAGCGCCCUCGAGCGCGACACCCGUAGCGCCCUCGAGCGCGACACCCGUAGCGCCCUCGAGCGCGACACCCGUAGCGCCCUCGAGCGCGCCACCCGUAGCGUCCGCGAGCGCGACACCCGUAGCGUCCGCGAGCGCGACACCCGUAGCGCCCUCGAGCGCGACACCCGUAGCGCCCUCGAGCGCGAAUAUAAGCGAACGUCAACGCAUGCUGGAGGAGUACGAGGAACAACGUCGAAAAAUGGAACGCUUGUUGGAACAAGAGGCCCUUGAGGAACAACGUUAUCGCGAAUCUUUAAAACGGCGCGAUUUGUCCCGAGGUGCGAAAGUUGAAACAGGUGAGAAUUCGAACGCUUCGCCAAUCGCGUCGAACGAUUUUACUAUGGACUCGCAAUUGACCUCUGUUGCAACAGCGGUAUCCAAAGUUGAUUCGACGAAACAACCAGUUGUCGUUACCGAAGAUACGGUCGCACUCGGCGGCUACAUCGAACCGAUCGUUUCGCAAGGAACGGCGCGCUCGGACACCGAUUCAACCGCGAACACCGAUAACACCGAUCGCUCCGUUUUCACGAGCGAAGCUACGAUUGUUGCGAAUCGCGCGAUCGAAGACAAGGAAUCCGCUGCGAGCGAAGCUGCGAUUGUUGCGGAUCGCGCGAUCGACGACAAAGCGUCCGUUCCAAACGGCAUAGAAGUCGAGUCAACGGUUUCCGAAGCAACAAUGGGUUCGGGAACGAGCGAUUUCGCUCGAUCGUUAGAAGUUGAUAAAUCGAUCGAAUCAAACGCUUCGAACGAAGCAACCGUUGCGUCCGUGCACCGCGGUAACAACGACGUUGCGGUAACCGAAACUUCGGUCGAUUCCGAAAACACCGCUGCGGCAAUCGAGACCUCGGUCGAUUCCGAAAACACCGCCGCGUCAAUCGAGACCUCGGUCGAUUCUGAAAACACCGCCGCGUCGUCCGGUUCCAACGAAUCAACACCGUCGUUUGUCAACGAUAACACCACCAGCGACCGCGACGCUGUCAAUGCAGCGGUCGAGGGAACAACCGUUUCAUCCGAAUUUACACCCGUGGAAUCGUUGGACGCGAGAGACGUACGCAGCGAACAACCGGCUAAUAUCGCACCGAUGUCACCUUUCGAAGACGCUGCCGCGCCUGUUGUACCACGCAAGAAGCGUCGCGUAAAGCGCAGUUCCGAAUUGUAA
Molecule: messenger RNA, 2808 nt
Organism: Pseudomyrmex gracilis
Lineage: Eukaryota; Metazoa; Arthropoda; Insecta; Hymenoptera; Formicidae
Product: endochitinase A-like
Exons: 1
Coding region: 1-2808 (935 amino acids)
Source: RefSeq, a predicted model, not a curated record